Penicillium crustosum is the source of this 3819-nucleotide messenger RNA. RefSeq lists its product as uncharacterized. Lineage: Eukaryota; Fungi; Ascomycota; Eurotiomycetes; Eurotiales; Aspergillaceae. Gene Ontology annotation, molecular function: protein binding. The coding region runs from base 1 to 3819 and encodes 1272 amino acids. The transcript has 6 exons. The record is from RefSeq and is a predicted model, not a curated record.
AUGUCCUCAAUAUUAUGUUGUGGUAUCUGGCGCCGAAACCAUGACGGAAAGGGUCCCGGGCAACCGGAGGACAGUCUCGCAAUCAAAGGUUCCGGAGCGGAACGUUCCACCAUCCAUAGCCAAGUCACAACUGAAACCAAAGUAUUGACGGCACCAGGCGACACGGAGACUCCUUCGCCGCCUGCCGCCCAGCAAAGCCUCAAAUCCGGUUCUCAGGUCCAAGUGCCGCAAAAAACUCCAAACGAUCAAGCAUCCGAGCAUUCGAGCCGGCUAAAGCCAUAUGCCGAUAACUACGAUCUGUGGACUGAAGCCCUAGAGUCAUUGAAGGAGGAAGAAAGGCGUGAUGUGGAGGCAUUGCUGGGUGAUCUGGACCGCGACGACACCGACAGAAAAGGUUUGGUAGAGGACAUCCAAAAACAACUAGAUGUGGCAUCGAAGAGCGAGCAUCACGACAGAACGAAAUCGAUUGACAAAUUCUUAUCGGUGUUGAACAAAUUUCUUUCCGUCGGAGAUGUCGUUGUCAGCUUUGACCCUGUUCAUGCUGCCCUGCCAUGGGCUGCUGUUCGAUCUGUUAUCGUGAUUUUGACCGCGGACCGCGAGUUAAAAGGGUUUAUUCUCACUGGAAUGGCCGAGGUCGCUUCGCUCCUCAUACGAUGUGACAUGUACCAGCAAUUAUACAUGGCUCCAGAUUUCGCUCUCCGCCCGCCUGAAGACGCCUUGGAUAAAUUGAGCGCAUCUAUCGUCCAAACCUAUGCUGAUUUACAGUCAUUCCUUGCCUUCAUGGUAAGACACCAGCGGAGCAAGGUCAAGAUAGAUUCUGUGUUUAAGCUCGAAAAUGCGCGAAGCCAUAUGAACAAGCUCUCUGGGAGUGAAAAGCUGUUACUGCAAGCUGCAGACGACUGUGAAAAGGCUUCCGAUCUAUCAAGUAGAUCUGAUCUCAGAGAACUUCUUAACCUCGCAGCGGAGAUCCCUACCAUUCGAGACCAGGUAGAUUUGGUUCUGGAACGAAUUAGCGCCAAGGACGAGCGCGAGCUGCUAGAAUGGAUCUCGCCGAUACCAUAUGGAAAGCAUCACACAUUUAGAGAAGAAUCUCGAACUCACGGCACAUGUGAGUGGUUGCUACAAAACGAAGACUUUUGUGAAUGGAGGAACUAUCAGUCAUCGGCGGUUCUGUGGCUCCAAGGCUCGAUGGGAGCCGGGAAAACAUACCUCACUUCCAAGGUCAUUGACCAUGUUCAGGGUCUACUUAAAAGCUCAUCACCCGAUGCGGGUUUCGCAUAUUUUUAUUGCAAUCGGAAUGAAGAUGAACGAAGAGAUCCGCUUUGCAUCCUUCAAAGCUACGUUCGCCAACUGUCAACUGCUGUUGGAAGUACUGGACACAUACGCAAAAGGCUCCAGGUCGUCAGCGAUGAAGCAAGACGUCAGGGAUCUCACCUUGGCCUCGAGGCAUGUAAGACUCAACUACUGGAAUCGGUGAAUUGGUACUCUCAGACCACAAUCAUCCUUGAUGCCCUGGACGAAUGCUAUGAGCACUCGCGCUGGCAGCUCAUCGAUGUGAUACGUGAAUUGGUAUCUAAGUCUGAUCGGCCGCUUAAGGUAUUCAUCUCAAGCCGACCCGACGAAGAUAUCAAGACGCAGUUCUCCGGGAAGAACAUUGAGAUCUACGCGAUAAACAAUCAAGAUGAUAUUGAGAAAUUUGUCAAUGCCGAAAUAGACAAGCCUAGACACUGGGGGCCGAUAUCCCAAUCACUGCGGAGCGACAUCGUCAGGACCCUCCGUGAAGGCAGUCAAGGAAUGUUCCAGUGGGCGUACCUACAAAUUCAACAGGUGCUUGAACUGCCAACUGAACGAGACAUCCGGGAUCGGCUUGGGAGACUUCCGAUUGGACUCAAAGAAGCAUACGAUGAGAUAUACGGAAAUAUUGCCAAAUUUCAGAAUGCGAAGGUCCUCGUAGAUCGCGCAUGCAAGUGGGUGAUGAGUGCCUGUACACCUCUCAGCAGCGAUGAGCUUUUGUCCGCAAUUCUCAUUGAUUCUGACGAAAGUUCCAUCGACUUCGAAAAUGAAGUCACCGAAUCAGAGUUACUGGUUCUAUGCAAAAACCUACUUGUUCUCGACUCUCAGAGGGAAGUUUGGAGGUUCUCCCACCUGUCGGUAGUGGAAUAUUUUGAAUUCAACCACUGGGGCCUUGGGCAGGCUCAUUCUGAUGCUGCAAAAGUAUGUCUCAAGUUUAUGAUUGAAACAUAUGGGAACCCGACCUACGAAGGCGAUAUAAAAAGCUCAGGCGACAAGCAAUACAUGAACCCCCCGAACAAGCUUGGCUCCAUUCAUCCGUUGGAAAAAUAUGUGCAACAACACUGGGUGAUUCACGUUACAACAUACGAAGAUCUAAUCGCCAAAAAAGGACAAGAAGUAGACUCUUUGUUAGCGAAACUUUUAAAGAGUUUUCUUGGUUCUCCCAGCGAGAGCAGUUUUCAAUACCGCGCCUGGUAUCGUAGCCUUGGCUCCGCAUAUGACAGCCCAUCGUCGAGCUUUUUGCGUGAGAGGGGCAAGUUCAAGUUCGGCAACAUCAGCCAUCAAGAGGAUAUCUCUCCAGAAGAGGUCACAAUUUGCGCCAUGUGCCGCUUCCCGUUGUACAUUCUCCUACGGGACUGGUGGGACAACGCAGAGUUCACUAUAUCACAGACCAGUGAACAAGGCAACACCCUCUUGGUGCUUGCUGUUAAGGCAGGUUGCAAAGCUAUCUGUGAGGCACUUAUAAACCGAGGAAUAGAAAUAAACCUUAUGUUGCCUAGCAACAGUUACGGGAGCGCUCUCGCCGCUGCCGCCUGGGGAGGAAAUAAAGAGAUCGUUAACCUCCUUAUUGAGAAUAGGGCCGACGUGAACCUUACGUUGCUGGGUGGAAGCUUCGGGAGCGCUCUCGCCACUGCUGCUUCAAAAGGAGAUAAAGAGAUCGUUGACCUCCUUAUUGAGAAUGGGGCCGACGCGAACCUUACGUUGCCGGGUGGACACUAUGGGAGCGCUCUUACCGCUGCCGCCUGGGGAGGAAAUAAAGAGAUCGUUAACUUCCUUAUUGAUAAUGGGGCCUACACGAACCUUACGUUUCCGAGUGGACACUUCGGGAGUCCUCUCGCCGCUGCUGCCCGGGGAGAAGAUAAAGAGAUCGUUAACAUCCUUAUUGAGAAUGGGGCCGACGCGAACCUUACGUUGCCGGGUGGGAACUACGGGAGUGCUCUCGCCGCUGCUGCCCGGGGAGGAAAUAAAGAGAUCGUUAACCUCCUUAUCGAGAAUGGGGCCGACGCGAACCUUGUGUUACUGAGUGGAGACUUUGGGAGCGCUCUCGCCGCUGCCACCCGGGGAGGAAAUAAAGAGAUGAUUAACCUCCUUAUUGAGCAUGGGGCUGACACGAACCUUACAUUGCCGAGUGGAGACUUCGGGAGCGUUCUUGCUGCGGCCGCUUUUAUAGGAAAUAAAGAGAUCGUUAACCUCCUUAUCGAGAAUGGGGCCGACACGAACCUCACGUUGCCGAGUGGAGACUUCGGGAGCGCUCUCGCCGCUACCGCUUAUAGAGGAGAUAAAGAGAUCGUCAAUCUCCUUAUUAAAAGUGGGGCUGACGUGAACCUUACGUUGCCGAGUGGAAAGUUCGGAAGCGCUCUCGCUGCGGCCGCUGCUAUAGGAUAUAAAGAGAUUGCUAACCUCCUUAUUAAGAAUGGGGCCGAUGUGAACCUUGCGCGUUCUAUCGCCGCUUCUCGGGGACUCAAAGAGAUCAUGAAGGUGCUCGUCGAGCUUGAGGCCGACGCAACCCUCGUGUUGUGGAGUUGA